Triticum aestivum (bread wheat) is the source of this 2242-nucleotide messenger RNA. RefSeq lists its product as uncharacterized. The coding region runs from base 638 to 1891 and encodes 417 amino acids. Lineage: Eukaryota; Viridiplantae; Streptophyta; Magnoliopsida; Poales; Poaceae. The record is from RefSeq and is a predicted model, not a curated record. The transcript has 2 exons.
AGAGAGAGGGACCGAAGAGAAGGGUCCAGAAAUUUCCCCAAAUCCUCUCCAUGGUUCUUCCAAUCCCUAAAACUAUUCUCUCAAAUCUUGCUUGAUUUUCAAGAUGGCAUCGGAGCAGGUUGAAAUCCACUGCGUUUCUUCUGUGAUUUGAGGUUGGCGGUGCUGUGUUGCCGUCCAGAUUCGCCAGCUUGACUACGGUGGCUAGGCGGUAAGCUUUGAAUCAUCAAGUCGCCCCUGUGUUAGUUGAUAAGAAAACGAGAAGCUAGUGAUGUCUUGCCGCAUCUAGCCGCACUGCCGCCGGUAUACAAAUUUGUUAAUCUGCAGGCGAGCUUCUUGCUGUCAUCCGCCAAUAUACGGCCACUGCCUCCUCUGCAUCUGACCAUCUGUAUGAGAAGGUGAUAAUAGCACCUGUGAUUCCCUUUGGAUUAUUGCGAUUAGUACUGACUGACUGUGAGCUCGUCAAGUCAAGCUUAUCUUUGCUUGGUGGCCGGAUUAAAAUAUUCUGCUUGUGUUGCAUGUGUGCAUCUGAGAGCAACUCAUACUAAUACAUCUACUUGCCAUUGUGUACGAGUGUGUUGCUGGUGGAGUGCUAAAACAAGUCCUGUGUGACUGGGUGUUUGUUUUGUCGUGGUGAACUAUGGCAUAUCCAAGCAAGGAUAAAGCAGGGGAUUCUAGUGUGGAUAAGCUAUAUGAAAUUUUCAGCAAAAUGUUUGAGCAGCAGCAACAACUCAGAGUGGUUCCUGAAGGAAUCAAAUAUGCACUUGAGCCUAAUCCAGUAAAGCUGGCUGGACCGGGCAAUUACAUCAGCUGGGCACGACAUGCCCAGUUAAUCCUGAGUUCUCAUGGUUAUGAUGACUUGCUUAGUGCUGAUGAAGGAAAACAACUAAGUGACACUAGUGCAAAACAGGUUAAUGACAGAGUGUUGGUCUGGUUAUUAGGAAGCAUGGAACCACCAAUUCGAGAACAAGUUGAGACUAUGACUACUGUAUCUGAAGUAUGGGCAGCUUUGGAGAAGCAGUUUGCAGGGAGAUCCAAUAAAAUGCAAGGUAAUCGUAUUAUGCGUGAAUUGACAAACCUAAAGCAAGGCGCAAAGUCUGUGACAGAGUAUGCUGGUGAGACCAAAAGACUGUACAGAGAACUGCAUUAUUAUCAUCCCUUUGAGCCCGUUGACAAACAAGACUUGGCUAUUCAUCAUACCUGGUUUGAGCCAUUUGUGAGCAAGCUCUUUCUUGAUGGCUUAAAUGAGGAAUUUGACCUUCGACGCCAACUUAUAUUCUCAAAAACUGAGUGGCUUAGUCUUGAUGAUGUUAUCUCAAGUGUGAUAGAGGAGGAGACUCGGUUGGCUCAGCCUGAGAAUGGCCUAAAGUAUAUAGAUGCUCGUGCAGCCUUAUCCAUGCAAGCUCGACGUGCCCCAAAGUUUGUUGGCAAAUCAGAUAAAAACAAACUUUUCUGCAACCAUUGUAAAAGGACUGGACACAUAAAGGAUGCAUGCUUUGAGCUGCAUGGCUUUCCAACUUGGUGGGAAAAAGGAAAGUCUCGACCAGGAGGAGUUCAUGGAGCAAACAAAAAACAAGCUAACCUCACUACAUCCAAGGGGGAGCUACCAGUGGUCGAUGUGCGAGCUCUUGAGGAUUUUACUUCCAAGCUUAGACUCUCAGAAGGCUCGUCUACUUCCCAGGAUUCCUCUAAAGCUGAAUCUAGUUUCUAUAUCAAUUCACACCAAAGUAUGAAACCUCACCAGACCCACACUUCUACAACACAAUCAAACCCUUGGGUUAUUGAUACAGGAGCUACUAACCACAUGACAGGAGCCUCAAAUUUGUUCACUUCUUACACACCUUGUUCAGGAGCUAGCGACAGGGAGACUGUUGGGGACUGGGACCGUGCAUGAUGGACUCUACUAUCUUGAUGAAGGAAGUGAUGAAGUUGCUUUUGCAUCAUGCUUGUCUCCUAGCCAAGAACUGCUACUCCAUCAUCGCAAGCUUGGCCAUCUAUCUUUUGCUGCAUUAUUAUGUAUUUACCCCUCUCUUUUCAAGUUGUGUCCCAAGGAGCUCCUUGUAUGUGAUGCUUGUGAGUUAGCUAAACAUACAAGGGGUUCCUAUCCUAGUAUAGGUUUAAGAAGUGCCAAACCAUUUGAAAUGAUUCACUCGGAUGUUUGGGGACCCUGUGAGGUUCGUUCCAUUUUUGGGCACCGAUGGUUUGUGACUUUUAUUGAUUGCUUUAGUCAUUACACUUGGCUUUA